Messenger RNA from Delphinapterus leucas (beluga whale), 2835 nucleotides. It is a transcript of the gene CTNS, whose product is annotated as cystinosin, lysosomal cystine transporter. Gene Ontology annotation, cellular component: lysosomal membrane. The record is from RefSeq and is a predicted model, not a curated record. Gene Ontology annotation, biological process: L-cystine transport. NCBI's taxonomy places the organism in Eukaryota, Metazoa, Chordata, Mammalia, Artiodactyla, Monodontidae. Gene Ontology annotation, molecular function: L-cystine transmembrane transporter activity.
AGGUGACUUCUGGUUCGCCCCACACUAAGUCAAGCCGGCCGGAGGAAGCUGGUACAGUCCGAAGCGGCUCCUGCGUCCCGUAUGGUCGGUCCCCUGAGCCUAGAGGACCUCAGUUCACUGAAAUCGAGGAACAUGAUAAGGAGGUGGCUGGUUAUUUUUAGCCUUUUUCCCCUGAAGCUCAUAGAGAAAUGUGAGUCCACAGUCAACUUCUCUGUUCCUCCCACCGUGAAGCUGGAAAAUGGAAGCUCCACCAACGUCAGCAUCUCCCUCCCGCGUCCUUUAAAUGCAACCUUGGUGAUCACUUUUGAAAUCACAUUUCGUUCAAAAAACAUUACUAUCCUUCAGCUCCCUGAUGAAGUUGUGGUCCCUCCUGGCGUGACAAAUUCCUCUUUUCAAGUGACGUCUCAAAAUGUUGGACAAGUUACCACUUAUCUGCACGGAAAUCACUCCAACCAGACCAGCCCAAGGAUACUCUUCUCCGUGAUCCACAGCAAUGUCGUCAGCAUCAUAAACCAGGUGAUCGGCUGGAUCUACUUUGUGGCCUGGUCCAUCUCCUUCUACCCGCAGGGAAUCACCAACUGGAGGCGGAAAAGUGUCGUGGGUCUGAGCUUUGACUUCGUGGCCCUGAACCUGAUGGGCUUCGUGGCCUACAGCGUGUUCAACAUCGGCCUCCUCUGGGUGCCCUCCAUCAAGGAGCAGUUUCUCCUCAAAUACCCCAAUGGCGUGAACCCCGUGGACAGUAAUGACGUCUUCUUCAGCCUGCACGCGGUCGCCCUCACCCUGGUUAUCGUGGUGCAGUGCUUCCUGUACGAGCGAGGCAACCAGCGGGUGUCCUGGCUGGCUAUUGGCUUCCUCGUGCUCUCCUGGCUCUUCACACUCAUCACCCUGAUCAUGGCCGCUGUCAGGGCCACCACGUGGCUGCAGUUUCUCUUCUGCUUCUCCUACAUCAAGCUGGCAGUGACGCUGGUCAAGUAUUUUCCACAGGCCUACUUGAACUUUUACUACAAAAGCACCGAGGGCUGGAGCAUUGGCAACGUGCUUCUGGACUUCACUGGGGGCAGCUUCAGCCUCCUGCAGAUGUCCCUCCAAUCCUACAACAACGGCUUCAGGCAGCUGUCCCAGGCAGGAUUGAGCACUGAGCUUGGAGCCAAAGGCCUGGUCCCAAGCAACGAGUGUUUCUGGAAGCAGCUUGAAGGACUGACCUUGCAGCUGGGAGAGCCAAGGGUGCUUUGCUGCCACUGCUGUGUUCAGAGACCAAGCAGCCAGGUGCCGUGGCCAAUAGACCCGAGGUGCUGGUGCUGGUGGCAGGGGGGCUAGGACUUUGGGGUUAGGCCUUGGGUACCUCCUCUGAAGGCUGCAUUCUCUGAGCACUCACUGUCCUGACACUCAAUUCUACGUAAACCCACUUUCACGACUGCAAUCACAGGUGGCCCAGCCCAGGCUCUGGUAAAGAAACAGUAUUUCUGAGCCUUGAGGUACCCAACAGAUUGGUUCAGAACCGGGCUCACAUCCAAUACUCUCUGGAUCCUUAUCACACUAACGACCCUUUUGGAUUUUUCAGAGGGAUGUUUUGGAAGUGAGUGGCUUACUUUCUUCUGCUGCUGCCUAUCUCCACUUACCCAUAGUCAGGCCCCAAGCCCCUCCAACUGCUCCUCACCCUGAGUCUGGACACACACACACACACCAGUCUGUGCCUUAGACGCCUGUUAGACUUGCCAGGUGGUGAAAACAGCUCCCCUGAUGGGGAGGGCAGGCCCCCUUCCCUCCCCAGACCCCUACCUGAGACUCACCAAUUUGUGGCUAUUCAGGAGCCUCAGAUAAGGACUUAAGACCAACUUACACAAUCCUUAUGGGCCCAACCUGAUCCCAAAGCCCCUCCUUUCCCACUCCAAGCAGUUGUCCUUCCUUUGGAGGAGGGGAGGGGAGGGGAGGGUCCCAGGACAUGCCUUGUACAUGCCAUGAGCUUGUCAAUCCACUCUCGUAGUUAACCACGAGAUCAACAUGAGGGGCUUAAUUAAACCUGAUUCAUUUCCUCUGCACACUGAGCAUUUGCCAGAUGCAGGAGGCAGGGGUGUUGGCUUCAGAACCAAGUCCUUGGGGCUUAGGGAGACAGCCUCAGUCACUCGUGUAAGGAAACGUGUGGGAUUUUGAAGUUCGCUGAUUCCAAGGUGGCUGCGUGCCGGCCCAGCAUUUCAUCAGGGGAGCUCUGUUGGGUGGCACAAGAUGCCUACCUGCUCAGGGCCAGGUAGGUCCCGCAGGGACCCUGUCUGCAUUACCAAGGGCAUGGCACUCAGGCUGUGGUUGUGAGCACGGGUUGGAUGAGGUCUUUAAGGGCACGUGGGAGAAGGGUGGGGGAGGAAGUCUUCCAGAUCGUCUAGCCAGGUAUAAGUAUCAAAGAACUUAGGAUCUUGUUUCCCUAAAGCAGAAAUUGCAGCUUGACCAGGCCCACACGCCUGUUUUAUUUGGGCCACCCAGUCUGUGAUUGGGUACCACACUUUAAAGGUGGGAGAUUGCAAAAAUCUGACUUGGCAGUGCUAGGUGGGUCCAUGAGUGGCAACAAUUCCCAGAGCUGGUAAUGCAGCCAGUGCUGGGCCAAGCAAAGGCCUCAGUGCUCCCCAGCUCCCCCCCAUCUCCUCAGGUCACAGCCCCUGGAAACAUUUGGGGCUGCAUCUCUGGCUGUGCUAAACUGAAUGCUCUUAAGAGUCUUAGGGGGUGGAUGUUCUCCCUUGGUGUCCAUGAGGUCCCUCCCCAAUAGGAGCUGAGGCUAGGUUAUGCGAGGGAAGUUGGGGGUUCCUGGCCCAGUUCCAGUGAAGGUACUCCCAGACGCUCCCACGC